AUGAAGAACUCAUUCUUUAGUUCAAUGGCAAAGUUUGCCUCACUUUCUUUAGCUGUGGCAUUGCCAACAGCAGAAGUUAUCCCAUCCGCUCUUGAAGCACGUCAAAGUUGUGCCAAUAUUGCAACAACCAGGAGUGUGACUAGAGGGUACUGGCUGGUCGUCCAGAACACAACUCUCAGUGCUGAUGGAGUUGCUUGCCCGACUCUUAACUUCGAUGGUACCACCCCGGGACCUCAAAUCACGGCAGACUGGGGUGAUAAUGUUAUCGUCCACGCUACGAAUAAACUCACUGACAACGGAACAUCGAUUCACUGGCAUGGUAUCAGACAGUUGAACAACGCUCAGUAUGACGGAGUUCCAGGUAUCACACAAUGCCCAAUUGCUCCUGGGGAUACUCUCACAUACAAGUUUUACGCAGGCAACUAUGGUAGCUCCUGGUAUCACUCCCAUUUUAUUCUUCAAUAUGGUGAUGGAUUCUUCGGCCCACUCGUUAUUAACGGCCCUGCAACCGCCAACUACGAUGUUGAUCUUGGUAUGCUGUUUUGGAAUUACUGGAAUCACGUACCUGUUCAAUCACUCUGGGACAAAGCCAAGACUGGAGCACCACCAACACUCUUGACUGGUCUUAUGAACGGCAUCAACACAUAUAAUGGAGCUGGUAAAAAGUUUCAAACUACUUUUAAAUCAGGCAUGAAGUACCGCAUCAGAGUGGUCAGCACAGCUGUCGACGGCCAUUUCCAAUUUUCUACCGAUGGCCACAGCUUCCAAGUCAUAGCAAUGGACUUUGUACCGAUUGUUCAAGGCACCGGAGUCUAUACCGCUACCACCGCACUCAAUCUCGUGAACCCACCCCGUCGCGACGUGAUGACACUUCCCAACGGCGGACAUCUAGUCAUCGCUUUCCAAAUCGAUAACCCUGGUUCUUGGCUCAUGCACUGCCAUGUCGCAUGGCACGCAUCUGAGGGUCUAGCUUUACAAGUUGUCGAGAGCGAGGGUAAAAUUCUACCGACGAUUGGAACGGCUGGUGUGUCUACCUUCCAAGACACGUGUGCAGCUUGGAAUGCUUGGACUCCUACUGAACCUUUCCCACAAGAUGACUCUGGAAUUUAA
Botrytis porri is the source of this 1110-nucleotide messenger RNA. RefSeq lists its product as uncharacterized. Gene Ontology annotation, molecular function: oxidoreductase activity; copper ion binding. Lineage: Eukaryota; Fungi; Ascomycota; Leotiomycetes; Helotiales; Sclerotiniaceae. The coding region runs from base 1 to 1110 and encodes 369 amino acids. The transcript is spliced from 4 exons. The record is from RefSeq and is a predicted model, not a curated record.